Molecule: messenger RNA, 1320 nt
Organism: Acanthosepion pharaonis
Lineage: Eukaryota; Metazoa; Mollusca; Cephalopoda; Sepiida; Sepiidae
Source: the annotation of a GenBank genome assembly
AUGGCUAGCUGCUCGUUUCCGAAGUCUUUUUUUUUCUAUUUACCACCAACUGAAUUUUUUUAUCUAUUUCUUAUUAUUUUUUUUUUAUCAUUUUUUUCUUUUUUUUGUCUCUUUCUUUUUUAUUAUUUUUCUUUUUUGUAUUUCUUUCUGUCUUUUUUUCGAUUUUUGUUCUCUUUUUUUCGUUUUUCGUCUCUUUUUUUUUGUUUCUUUCAUUUUUCGUCUCUUUUAAUCUUCAUCUUUCGUUUUGUGGUCUCUUUAGUUUUUCGUCUCUUGUUUUUUUUUUUCUCUUUCUUUUUUCGUCUCACUUUUUUUCUUCGUUUUUCAUCUCCCAUUAUUUUUCUAUAUUUCUUUUUGUCGCUUUCUUUCUUUAAUCACUACUUUUUAUUUCUUUUACUCUAUAUCUCUCCCUCUCUCUUUCUAUGCCUGCUUAUCUCUCUUCCUAUAUUCCUUACAUUUGUCAUUCUUCUUUCUCAUUCAUUCUAUUUUUAUUUUUCUGUUCCGGCCAUCUUCCUUUAUAUUUGUUUUUUCCGCUUUCUUUUUUGGUUCGUUUUUUUUUUUUUUUUUUUUGACGUAAUUGCAGUCUUUCUUUCUUUCUUUAGUUUUUAUUUUCUUUUAGUCUUUCUUUCUUUCUUUUGUUUUUAUUUUCUUUUAGGUAAAUGCAGUCUGUCUUUCUUUCUUUCUUUUGUAAAUGCAGUCUUUCUUUCUUUCUUUUGUUUUUAUUUUCUUUUAGGUAAAUGCAGUCUUUCUUUCCGUAGUUUUUAUUUUCUUUUAGUUUUUUAUUUUCUUUUAGGUAAAUGCAGUCUUUCUUUCCGUCUUUCUUUCUUUAGUUUUUCUUUUCUUUUAGGUAAAUGCAGUCUUUCUUUCCGUCUUUCUUUCUUUUGUUUUUAUUUUCUUUCACGCAAUUGCAGUCCUUCUUUCCGUCUUUCUUUCUUUUGUUUUUAUUUACUUUUACGUAACUGUCUUCUUUCAUUUACUAUUCAAUGUUUUCCUUUUAUUUUUAGCUUUUUUUUUCUUAUUAUAAUCACUUUAUUGCUCCUUUUGUUGUGUCUCCUUGUGUUUCUCGAGUUUGUCUUUUUUCUUUCUUCUUCCAUUUUUUUUUCUUUUCUCUGUCACUCUCACCCUCACGAUUCAUUUCUAUUCUCCACACUUCCAAUUUUGUCAUACGUACUAACAGCUCUUGUUUCUACAUUAGCGAAAACAAAUUCAAGCACGCCAAGUCAACCAACAAACCGACAGCUUCGCCUUUCGGCGCAUUGGUUCGAUAAUAGGGUACCGAGUAAAAGGAAGGACUUAAUUAACAAUCCAGCUGGGGACAAUUAA